UAACACCAUCAUAGUUGGCACAUACAGUUGUAGCCUACUCCUGCACUACGAACGAUUACUGUUCUUGAAGGCGACAAUCAUGGGAGACGGCAGAUGCAGUAACGGUGUCCAGCAUCAGGGCAUGACAGACGCCCAGCUGUUCGAAAGACAGUUUAAGGAGCUGGUGUCCGAGCUCACAGAGGAUGAUAUGACCGAUCCUGUCCUCACUGAUGCACUCAACAGACUCAGAGAGGUGCUGCUCUACAAUGCGCCCGGAGGCAAAAGGAACCGAGGCCUCUCUGUGAUUGGCUCUUUGCGAGAACUGGUCCCUCCAGCCAAACUGACCGCCGAUGAUGUUCAGCGUGCAGUGUUGGUUGGGUGGUGUAUUGAACUGCUCCAGGCUUUUUUCCUGGUGGCAGAUGACAUUAUGGACGCUUCACUGACCCGCAGAGGACAGCCUUGUUGGUAUAAGAGGGACGGAAUUGGUUUGGACGCCAUCAAUGAUGCAUUCCUUCUUGAGGGGGCUAUCUAUCGUAUUCUGCGCAGGCACUGCAGACGGCAGCCCUACUAUGUGCACUUGCUAGAGCUCUUCACAGAGACCUCCUUUCAGACAGAACUAGGACAGACGUUGGACUUGAUGACCGCUCCCCCUCAUAAAGUCGACCUGAACCGCUUCAGUAUGGAGAGGUAUAAAGCCAUUGUAAAGUACAAGACUGCAUUCUACUCCUUCUACCUCCCUGUGGCCGCAGCUAUGUACAUGGCUGGCAUUGAAAAUGAAGUUGAACACAACAAUGCUAAGCAUAUCUUACUGGAAAUGGGAGAGUUUUUUCAGAUUCAGGAUGACUAUCUGGAUUGCUAUGGCGACCCUGCGGUGACAGGAAAGAUUGGCACUGACAUCCAGGACAACAAAUGCAGCUGGCUGGUGGUGACGGCUCUGGGGAUCAUGACCCCUGAACAGAGGAAAGAGCUGGAGGUGUGUUACGGACGCAGUGACGCAGUGAGUGUGGAGAGGGUGAAGGCGCUGUAUGAUACGCUGGAGAUGCCCAUGCAGUAUCACGAGUACGAGGAGCAGAGCUACCAGCGGCUCCUAAAGCUCAUCGAGUGCCACGCCCAAAACCUGCCCCAUGCAGUCUUCCUCAACUUCGCUAAGAAGAUCUAUAAGAGGAACAAGUGAAGAGAGCUGCGGUGGACUUGGCUUGGAGGGUUUAUGAUGUAGGUGUUGGUGAAAGACAUACAUAGAUGAAAGGCCUGUUUGUUGACAAAAAUGUCAGUACUCUAAAAUGUCUGUAUAAAUCAUAUUUACUUUAUACAUAUGACAGAAUGGGUGUUUUUUUUUGUUUUUUUAGUAUAGGCCAAGGCUACUAGUCCUAACCAGCCAUACAGUAUGAUGGGUCCUAUGGAAUCCAUGGGACCUGUGAGAUUGUAAGAGAAAGAAUUAUGCAAUGAACCUUGCAUCAAUAUCACUCUGAAAUAACGUGUUAUUUCAAGAACUUGUGUGAACGUUACAAGAAAUAUUUGCAUUUUUCUGUUUCUGUUCUGAUCCAGGUUUUAUGAAAGGAAAGUCUGAGUUUUUCAAAUUACUUUAUAUAUCUGCCAAUGGGGGAAUUGUACUGUAUUUUAAUGGAGCUAAUUUAAUGUCAUUUGUAAAAAUUAAACCAAUGUUCAUGGAAUUAUGAAUUGGCAAUAAGAGACCACAGAAUAUACUGAAGACUCAGAUAAAGUGGUGAUGUGUGUGUGUGUGAUUGUCAGCCUUUUCUGUAAAAAGUGCUGUAAAUCAUAGAUGCUGCUUUUAAUAAAGAAACUAAAUUUU
This is a messenger RNA of Alosa alosa (allis shad), 1789 nucleotides long. It is a transcript of the gene fdps, whose product is annotated as farnesyl diphosphate synthase (farnesyl pyrophosphate synthetase, dimethylallyltranstransferase, geranyltranstransferase). The record is from RefSeq and is a predicted model, not a curated record. The transcript has 10 exons. NCBI's taxonomy places the organism in Eukaryota, Metazoa, Chordata, Actinopteri, Clupeiformes, Clupeidae. Gene Ontology annotation, molecular function: dimethylallyltranstransferase activity; (2E,6E)-farnesyl diphosphate synthase activity. Gene Ontology annotation, cellular component: cytoplasm. Bases 80 to 1153 code for a protein of 357 amino acids. Gene Ontology annotation, biological process: trans, trans-farnesyl diphosphate biosynthetic process.